UGCGCGCAUAUCGCCCGACCACCGCGAUUUGCUGAACGUCUUAAAAAUAUUUAUAAUUGAAACAUUUACAUUUGUUCGCUAAUUUUCACAUUGCAUUUAGCGUGGUCGCGUUAUUAAUAUAAUAGCAAAGCCAGCCAUACGUGCGCUGCACACACACACGCGCGCGGGCGAGCAGAGUUUUGUUUACCUUUUUUUCCCGUGUUGGAUAUCGAGAAGUUUUUGCUGCUGCAACAUAUGUACACGCACAUAUGUAAAUAGAUAGGUUUACGUGUGUGCCAGUGUUUGUGCGUGCAUAUUGUAUAUAUGUAUAUGUAUAUAAAUAUAUAUAGUGUGUGUAGAAAAUGGCAUUUAACAGUGAACAGUUAAGUUAAUGCGCAACGAUGCAGAUGCCGUCGCCUGCAGUUGCUGCGCUGCCCACCAGGUGUUUAUUUUAAGAGUGUGGCCCCAAAAAGGAAAACAACAACAACAAAAAGCAACGAAACGAAUCGCAAAGAAAAUCGUUCGCGAGCUGUUCCACAUGGAAAACGAGUCCCAAACAAUUGGCUUUUCCCGCUCCCGCAGUCGUAGUUGUUGCUGGAUAUGAAUCUGAAUUUGAAUCUGAAUCUAAAUCUGCAGCAAAACCAAACAAAGAAUGGCCUGAGCCGUGUUAGCCUGGUCAAAUCGCAGAGCAGCGCCAAGCUGAGCCACAGCAAUGAGGUCGCAACAGCAGCAGCAGCAACGGCAGCAGCAACGGCAGCAGCAACGGCAACAACGACAACAACUAGCUUACGCGCUGCCAAACUCAAGAUCGAGGCCAUGCAACAGCAGCGGCAGCAGCAACAGCAACAGCAGCAGCAGCAGCAGCGGCAGCAACAACAACACGGCAGCAGCAACAUCAUCUUGCUGCGCGGCACUCGCAACGAGAAUGGACAGAUCAUCAUACAGAACAAGCAGGAUAUACUCAGCCUGCUCAGCGAGCAGCAGCAGGAGAAGGCGACAGCCCUGACGCUCAAUCAGCUGCCCACCACGACAACUGUGGCACGCAAAACGAUUGUCCAGAGCAACAGCAACAGCAGUAGCAGCAGCAACAGCAGCAGCAGCAGCAAUGGCAGCAACAUCAUCAACAGCUGCAGCAACGCCAGCAACAGCAGCUCGGGCAGCAUCUCAAUUGUAGCCAGCAGUGGCAAGGACACGAAUACGAUCCUGCUGCAGACGCCCAUCAAUGCCAGCCAGCUCGAGAGCGUGCUCAAGGCGCAGGUGAACAGCAGCAACAGCAACAACAAUGCCACAAAGCUGAUCGAGCGCCCCUUUAUGCUGAAGCAUGCCUCUCGCAGUCUCAGCUCUGAGAGCAAUUGCGACAGCAAGUCGCCCUUUGUGCUGCAAACGCUGAAGCGCCUGGAGAAAUCACAGUCUAUACUAGUCAUACGCAACUCGACGUCUGCCGCCAACAACACGCCGCCGCUGCAGUUGAGCAGCAGCAGCAACAGCAGCAGCAACAAGAGCAACAACGCCAACAGCAGCAAUGUGACGCAGCAGACGCAUCUGCUGAGCGUUUCGCGCAGCUCGAAGGCGCCCAAAGCGGUGGCUGCUACGUUGCAGAAGCUGAAGGCGCCAGCGGCGGCGGCAGCGGCAGCAGCGGGUGGCACGACUAUAUUGAGACUGAGCAAGAGCGUCAACAAGCAGGUGGCAACAGCGACAACAACAGCAGUAACAGCAGCAGCAGCAACAGCAACAGCAGCAACAGCAACAACAACAGUCGUAGCAGCAGCAACAACUGUUGCCACAACAAAUAAACUGUCCAUGGAGCAGCAGCAGCCGCAAACGAAUGUGCCACUGGGGAACGAUGGCGAACCUAUCAAACUGCCCGACAAUUUGGAGAGCCUGCCAAGAGCCGACAGUUUCCCAUCGCAGCGACAUCGUUGGAAUACAAAUGAGGAAAUCGCAGCGAUUCUUAUCAGCUUUGAUAAACACAGCGAGUGGCAAUCAAAAGAAGUCAAAACAAGACCCAAGAGCGGCUCUCUGCUGCUCUAUUCGAGAAAGAAAGUGCGCUACAGACGCGAUGGCUACUGCUGGAAGAAGCGCAAGGAUGGGAAGACAACCCGCGAGGAUCACAUGAAACUUAAAGUACAAGGCACUGAGUGCAUCUAUGGUUGUUACGUACACUCGGCCAUAUUGCCCACAUUUCAUCGCAGAUGUUACUGGCUAUUGCAGAAUCCGGACAUUGUUUUGGUGCAUUAUCUGAAUGUGCCGUAUCCGGAUGAUAAUAAAAUGGCUGUCAUUGCGCCGAGCAUAACGCUCUGGGGCGAUAAGAAGGAGUGGACAAAGGAGGAGCUGGUUAGCCAACUAAAGCCUAUGCUGUCCACAGUUAAUUCAGAUGAAGAUUCUGAUUCCGGCAAUGAUAUUGAGAUAUCGACGGCCGAAACUGUAGAGUCCAUUGUAUGCCAGCUGAUGGAGAAGCAACGUCUCUCGCGGCAAGCCGCGUUGGUUAAGCAACUCGAUUGCGGCUGCGGCGAUGCCAACUGUGCGGAUGGCAAGACCUGCACGCAUCCCGUUAUGCGACGCACGGGCGGCAUAUUGAAGGGCGUCUCAGAGAAGCGACCCAAUGACGCCUACAGCACAGCCAACGGCACGCCCAACGUUGUGGUGGCCAGCAAGCUGUAUUCACGUUGGUCGGAGCGACACAGGCAGCGCGAUGCGACGUUGCAUUUGGAGAAUCCGCACGCGCAGUUCCACAAUGCCACGCAGCAGCUGCCGCAAGAGUCGGCGAUCAAAUUUCAAAUCAUUCCCCAGCAGCAACAACAACAACAGCAGCAGCAGCAACAGGCCAAUCACAACGAAGGCAGCUAUCAGCAGCAAUAUCGUGGCGCCAAUCAGAUGCUGGCCACAAGAAACAAUCUGAUAAUACAACAGCAGCAGCAGCAGCAACAGCAACAACAACAUCAACAGCAGCAACAACAGCAGCAACAACAACAACAAUAUCAACAGCAGCAGCAUCUGAACUUGCAGCGCUUCGUAGCUAGUCACAAUCAAAGCAAUCAAAGUCAUAAUCAACUCAACAGCAACAACAACAGCAACAGCAAUACUAGCAACAGCUCAGCACAUUUAAAUCAUCGCCUGCAAAUUGCCAAUACAACAAUAACGGCAACAACAAGGGAGGCGGCAGCAGCAGCAGCAGCUGUAGCUGCAACAACAACAGCAGCAAAUGUCAUGGAUACGGAACUAAUUGAAAACCAAAGCCAACAGCAGCAGCAGCAGCAGCAGUUGACCGCAAAUAGCAACAAACUGAGCCACAAUACAAAUAACAGCAGCAAUAAGCAAUUAACAGUAGCAGCAGCAUUAGCAACAACAACAACAGCAGCAGGAGCAGCAGCAACAGCUCACACAAACAACGAAUUAAAUGUCAUAAACAACAACAGCAAUAACUUUAUAUACAAUCAACAGCAGCAAGCCAACACUCAACAGCAGCAACAUUAUUAUAAAUUGCAACAGACACCAACCCCCAACAGCAGCUGCAGCAGCAGCGGCAGCAGCAAUCAACCCCCAGUUGAGGCCAUGUGUAUGUCACCUGAGCAUCACAGCAGCAACAGCAACAGUAGCAACAACAACAACCAUCAACUUGGAGCAACAGCAGCAACGUCUUCCGCUGGCAAUACUCCUUCCACAUCAGCAACAUCAUCCACCUCCAGUUCCUUACAGUCGAUUAUCGAUGGCAAUCAGCAGCAACAAAUUACAACGACAACAGCAACAACAACAACAGCAGGAGGAGCAGCAGCAACAGCAACAACAACUUGUGAUAAUUUAAUGAGCGCCAAUGCGCAUGCUGAGCUGGAGUUGGGCGGCGGCAGCAGCAACAGCAGCGAGCAACAGCAGCAGCAGCAACAACAGCAACAGCAGCAGGCGUCUAGCAACUAUAGCGUCAACAAUCAGGCAACUGAUGCCCAAAUUCUUAAUGGUUGUGCCAACUACAGUGCUUCCAGUGACAACAGCAGCCAAAUUAGUGACAGCAACAACAACAGCAGCAGUCGCAGUCGCAGCAGCAGCAACAGCAACAACAGCAACGACGAUGAGCCCCAAGCAGAGUCAAUGAGUUUCUUCAAUGAGACAUUGGAUCUAUCACAUGAGGAUAUACAACGCACGCUCAUUGCCAAUAUGCCCUACAACAACAACAGCAGCAAUCCAACAGCAGUAGCAGCAGCAGAGGACCCAGCGACAGCAGCAGCAGCUAGCAGCAACAACAACGAAACAGCGCAACAGCAAUCAGAUGAACGCGAAGACGAGGAUGCGGCUGAUGUAUUUGCCAAUUUGGAUGCCUUUGAUAUGCUGGUUGAGUUUCCCGAACUGGAUCUGGAUGAUAAGCAGGCGUUGAAUAAUACAGCCGUCGAGCAGGUGCAUCAUCAGGCCGGUGGCUCCUACCUAGCCACGCCCCAGCCCACAAGCACGCAGCGAAAGUUGCUCAACAUUUGUGACUUUAGUCCGGAAUGGUCCUACACGGAGGGCGGGGUCAAGGUGCUCGUAGCAGGUCCUUGGACGAGUGAUGGAGGCUGCUACACGGUGCUCUUCGAUGCACAGCCUGUGCCCACGGUGCUCGUCCAGGAGGGCGUCUUGCGCUGCUACUGUCCGGCACAUGAGGCAGGUUUGGUUACCUUGCAGGUGGCAUGUGAUGGAUUCUUGGUCUCCAAUGCGGCGAUGUUUGAGUACAAGCUAUCGCUGCUGGCAGAUGCGCCAUUCGAUGCCAGCAGCUCCAAUGACUGCCUGUAUAAGUUCACGCUGCUGAACCGCUUGUCUACCAUCGAUGAGAAACUGCAGCUGAAGCUGGAGAAUGAGCUCACCUUCGAUCAGACUUCUCUUUUUCUUGAGCCCAACUUUGAAGAGAAACUGGUGCUCUAUUGCCAUCGGCUCACGAAGCACGCUUGGAGCACGCCCAGCACUGGCGCCAAUUGGAGCGUUGGCCUGCGUGGCAUGACCCUGCUUCAUCUGGCCGCCGCCUUGGGCUAUGCCAAGCUGGUGGGCGCCAUGCUUAACUGGCGCGCAGAGAAUCCACAUAUCAUACUGGAAACGGAGCUGGACGCACUUAGCCAGGAUGUGCAUGGCUUUACGCCCUUGGCUUGGGCCUGUGUUCGUGGACAUUUGGAGUGCACUCUGCUGCUCUACAAGUGGAAUCAAAAUGCGUUAAAGAUCAAAACGCAGGCCCAGCAAACGCCGCUCGAUUUGGCCAGCUUGAAGGGCCACAAGCAGCUGCUGCAGCAGCUGUGCCGGCUUGAAAAGGAACGCUGCCGCAAGCCACAGCCACGCGGCGGACUGGCCAAUCUCUCCAUGAAUCUGGCCGUCGAGGCGGCCACUGAGGAGUCCAAUUAUAGUGUCUACGAGAUGGAACUGCAGCGCAGACAUGACGGAGUCUUCCUACGACCUGUGGCGCUUCAUAGCAAUCAAAGUCCGCCAAAUAACAGCAGUCGCUACUCGAAGCGCUCUUCCAUAGAUAGUGGCAUCAACAUGGAUAUGCGCAGCAAAUCCGGAAAGCCAUUAGCUAGAAUGCACGGUAACUAUGAGACACAUGACAACUAUGCUCUGGGCGUGGAUUCUCCUUUGGACUCGCUGAGCGGCAACAAUUGUUCCGGUCUGCUAUCGCCAAUGCGUAAAAUGGAUUUCGCUCUAUGCGAGGUAUCCACGGGCGAAUCGAGUCCCAUACACGACAAAGACAUCGAUUGCGAUGACAAUUCGACGAGCGUGACUGACACAACUUUAAAUAAUGAGCUCAACGAUGCGGUCGUAGGGGAUUCGGAUGCAAAAGUUUUGACGCUAGCGGAGCAUAUUAUAGCAGCCAUGCCAGAUAGGAUCAAGAACGAAGCACAUGAAAUGAUGGUCUUGGGCAGCCCCUUGACGGAGCCACUCACCUCAGAGUCGUCGGCUCUGACAGAUAGCUUUAUGGAUCCGCUGCUCGAUUCGUUGCCCAAUACACAUUUCGAUAGCGAUUUUAGUUUCGAUUUCCAUGAUCACAGCUAUCGAUAUCAUGAUGUGAGCACACCUUGUUCUAGUCUGAGUCCCGCCAGUUCGGGUCCUUUGCAAUCGCCGGCUAGCUAUUCCAUACUCGGCACAGAUCCUUCGGUCAGCUCACCUAGUCCGCCGCCUUCAACAAAACAAUUGACGGAGUUCCUGCACGCUUCCAGCAUAUCGCAAUAUCCCUUCGAGGCAGACUUCUCGAAGCUAACGCUCACAGACACCGAGCAGCGUGAGCUUUACGAGGCAGCCAAGUGCAUACAGAAGGCAUAUCGUUCGUACAAGGGCCGCCAGAAGAUGGAGGAGCAGAAUAAGGAGCGUACCGCUGCAAUCGUUAUACAAAACUAUUAUCGUCGCUAUAAGCAAUACGCUUACUACAGGCAGAUGACCAAUGCAGCUCUAGUCAUACAGCACGGCUAUCGGUCGUAUCGACGCAAUAAGCGCUUCAAGAAGUCCCAACUGGGCACUGGCAGCGAACAGGGCAGCGUGAGCAGCAAUUCCCAAUGCCUGUCCAGCUUUUACGAUCACUACAAACAGGAUCAGCAGCAACAGCAGGAGCUCAGCUCACAGCCCAGCACGCCAAAGGAGACGAGUCCUUCGGGUCCCUUGAAGCGUACAUACUCGCAGUCGACACAAAAUCAGGCGGCCAGAAAAAUACAACAGUUCAUGAGACAAUCACGCAUCAAACUACAGAGAGAGCGAGCCGAAAAAGAGAAGCUGGUGCACCAACGCAGGGCGGAAUACCUUCAAAACUUGCAGUAUCAAGGGCAACAGGAAAUGGCAGUAUGCCAUAGUGAGAAUAGCAACAAUAACAUCAACAAUCUGCAACAUAUGCAAUCCAAUCAAUGAGAGAGAAGCGAAAAGAGAAGCAAAAAAAUAUAUAUGGAAUAAAAACUAUGUUCAAUAAGAAUUUAUUAAUAGCUUUAACAACUGAGUGAAACUUUCUACUUUCAUAAUUGUUUAUUAAGACACGCAGCACCUCUUGUAGUGGAACUUUUCGUUUUUGACUUGAUAAUACUUAUAUAUAUAUAUACCUAUAUAUAUAAAUUAUAUAUGUAAUAGCAAGAUCUGCACUUUUAUUCAUUUGCAUAACGAAUUUUAAUAUAUACACAUAUAAAACGAUUGAUUUUCUGAAACUUUGUAAAACGUAGUUUUAGUAUUUUAUAAAA
Messenger RNA from Drosophila mojavensis, 7142 nucleotides. RefSeq lists its product as uncharacterized. Gene Ontology annotation, biological process: regulation of transcription by RNA polymerase II. Lineage: Eukaryota; Metazoa; Arthropoda; Insecta; Diptera; Drosophilidae. Gene Ontology annotation, molecular function: double-stranded DNA binding; transcription coregulator activity; protein binding. The record is from RefSeq and is a predicted model, not a curated record. Gene Ontology annotation, cellular component: nucleus.